UAUACCAGAUAGGUAAGAAAUCGACAAGUUUGAUGUGUCAGUCUUUAGAAAAAAUUGAUAAAUUUGUGCAGGUAAAUGUUGUUGGUUAUGCUGUAUUAAUUUGAAUAUUGUACUUGCUAAUAAUUACUUCAGCCAUAAUUUGGCCGAAGAACUCAGCAUUGAACUUCAUGGUGCUGAUGAGCAGGAAGACCCACGAUUUACAGUGACCAUAGUCGAAGACCAACAGAGGAGAAAGAAGCGAUCCGUGCGUUAUGCCGCGUUUAUCGUUCCUCAAGGCAGAGAAUCCGAAUGGUUGUUUUCUACGGAGAAAGGCCGUCAAAAGCUAUGCUCACUCUCAAAUGCCAAGCGCCUGGCGGUUGUCUUCUUGCAUCGAGACCACAGUUUUGGUUCUUUGAAUGAUGUUCGCACUGAGCUGAAUUCGGUCAUCAAAGAUUUUGCUCCAUGCGACUGCUUCGAUCAGAUUCCUUUCUGGUCCAUUGGGGAAAAUGUUGGGGAACGGAUUUAUCGUACAACCGCUUUUUCUGGAGAAUACGUGGUCGAGGACGUAAGUACCGAUGAUCGCAGAGUACGGAAGCUGAUAUUUCUGAAGAGCCAGAACGUCAUUCAGUCCGAAGCGUUUCUCGAUGCGGAUGGCAUUUGUGUUGACAGCAGCCGUUUGACGUCAGUGUACCAUCAGCUGAUGACCCGUGGGAUUGUGCUAGCGAACUGUCCAACCAAUUCUGAGUUCAGCGUGUGCGUGAUUGGUCUCGGUGGUGGAUGUCUGCCAUCUUUCCUCAACCGCAAAUUCCUUGAGAUCCGCAUCGUCUGCAUAGAACUCGAUCCGGUAGUUGUGGAGAUCGCUAACUCAUGGUUCGCAUUCACGCCUAACUGGCGAAUGGAAUCGCUUGUGGACGAUGGUGUUCGUUAUAUUGAUCAAGCCUUCAAAGAAAGGACAAGGUUCAACGUGAUGAUCCUCGAUGUUUCCUCUGAUAUUCACAAAGAAGGACUUGUCGCUCCCAUACCCGAACUGAUCACAGACGAUUGUUUGAAUAAAAUAAAAACCAUCGUUGGCCCCAAAGGUCUGUUGGUAAUGAACCUUGUAACAAGAGACGAGACGAAAGCUGAGGAUGUCAAACAACUCCUCAGAGCUCAUUUCUCUUGCGUUGGUGGCAUAAAAAUUGAAGAACAAGUGAAUGAGGUCUUGUUUUGCUUUCCCCUUAUGUCAAAGACAGAAGUUGUCUCCUGCAGACAGACGUUUCUUGAUGAACUGUCGAGUUUGGAAGUUCUCUGUUUUAUCAUAAUCACAUUAAUUGUGAAGUGUUCGCAUUGCUGA
Molecule: messenger RNA, 1312 nt
Organism: Soboliphyme baturini
Lineage: Eukaryota; Metazoa; Nematoda; Enoplea; Dioctophymatida; Soboliphymatidae
Source: the annotation of a GenBank genome assembly